AUGGUAUAUAAAUGUUAGAGUUUUACAAUAUGGCAAUUGUAUUAGAGAUCAUAUUUUUAUUUAGGAUGUAAAAGAUUACUACCUUUGGUGGUGUGUUGGUUGGUGGAAAUAUAUUGUGUAAUUAUAUUUAAUAUUUUUUGAGAUGAAAUCUUUUUCGAAACAGACUAAAGGUUCAAUAGAGAAGAAUCCACUCACAAUAAGAAUCCGAAUAAUGGAACAUCAUCAUAACAUUCUUCAGAAGUACAAGAAGAAAUUUCUCAAAGAAUAUCUUAUAUUAAAAAUUAUAUUUGUUUAUAUAUUAUAAUAUCACCAAAAUAGUUUUAGAUUCCUUUUUAAAAAUUACAAUUUUUGAUAAUUAUUAUCCACAGGGGAAAAAGUUAAAAUUGUAAAUUUAGCUCUAUUUCAAGCAAAGGGGUAAAUUUUCACAAUUCUUUAUGUAUGUGUAAGCAGCAUUUAAAAGAGUCAAAACUAUAUAAUCACUUAACUUUCAAGAAGAUUUUAGCAGAAAUUAAUAUCCAGACAAGAAUAUUCCUCACAACAGCCUAAAUUUUGCUAACCUAAGAAAUUUACAGUUAAAUAACUACAUUAAGAAAUUACAUAAUUUUUGAAGAAUCAAACAAAUGA
This is a messenger RNA of Paramecium pentaurelia, 624 nucleotides long. NCBI's taxonomy places the organism in Eukaryota, Ciliophora, Oligohymenophorea, Peniculida, Parameciidae. The record is from the annotation of a GenBank genome assembly.